AUGGGCAACUGCCAGUGCCAGGCGGCGGAGGUGGCGACGGUGCUGAUCCAGCACCCGGGCGGCGGCCGCACGGAGCGCGCCUACUGGGCGCUCUCGGCCGCGGCCGUCAUGGAGGCCAACCCGGGCCACUACGUCGCGGCCGUCAUCACCACCACCGCGCCGCAGCCGGCCGCGGGAGACGGAGAAGCAGCCUCCUCUGCCGCCGCUGCGCCCGUGAAGCACCUCAAGCUGCUCCGCCCCGACGACACGCUCCUGCUCGGCCGCGUCUACCGCCUUGUCAGCUUCGAAGAGGUGCUGAGGGAGUUCGCGUCGAAGCGGCAGGUGAAGCUGAGCCGCGUCACGGUCAGGGCCAAGGACGAAGCCGAGGACGUGAAGCCGGCGUCCAAGCAUCGCCGCCGUCGCCCCAGGGCCAGCGCCGGCGGCGGCGGAGGCGGAGAGCGCAAGGAAUCAUCCGAGUGGUCACUCGCCAAGGUCAUGCCCCAGACGGCGGAGGAGCUGGAGCCGGAUGCAGGCCCGUCCACGGGCCCCAGCGCCAAGCAUGCCGACACGCCGUCCGACGCCGACCUCGACGCCGAGCUGGAGGCGCUCCUGCCGCACGAGGCGUUGCUCGGCCGCCGAGCCGCCCGGCAAUGGAGGCCCGCGCUUCAGAGCAUCGCCGAAGGGUGA
Molecule: messenger RNA, 666 nt
Organism: Miscanthus lutarioriparius
Lineage: Eukaryota; Viridiplantae; Streptophyta; Magnoliopsida; Poales; Poaceae
Source: the annotation of a GenBank genome assembly